This is a messenger RNA of Pundamilia nyererei, 436 nucleotides long. RefSeq names its product sepiapterin reductase. Gene Ontology annotation, molecular function: sepiapterin reductase (NADP+) activity. The coding region runs from base 16 to 375 and encodes 119 amino acids. The record is from RefSeq and is a predicted model, not a curated record. Lineage: Eukaryota; Metazoa; Chordata; Actinopteri; Cichliformes; Cichlidae. The transcript has a single exon. Gene Ontology annotation, biological process: tetrahydrobiopterin biosynthetic process.
AAACCUCUGUGAUUCAUGCUGGUUUCACCUCUGACCUUCAUUACCUCACCUCCUCCAGCCUCUCUGGGUGACGUGUCACGCUUCGCUGUGAGUUUCAGCGACCUCGCCGAGGUGGACUCGUACCUGUCGCUUAACGUGAGCUCCGCCUGGUGCCUCACCGCCCGGGUGCUGCAGGCAUUCCCGCAGCGCCCAGGUCUGAGGCGCACCGUGGUGAACAUCAGCUCACUCUGCGCCAUCAAGCCUUUCCCAUCCUGGGCGCUCUACUGCACUGGGAAGGCUGCCCGGGACAUGAUGUUCCAGGUGCUGGCACUGGAGGAGCCGGACGUCCGGGUGCUCAGCUAUUCACCAGGUGAGGCAGGGGGCGUGGCCUGCUGAGCUGGUUCGGUUUUCCAUGAAAAGACAAGAAGCUCACUGAAGGCAAAAUACUUCAGAUGUG